AUGCAGAAGGCAUCAAAGUUGCACAAACAGCCUCCUAGGUGGUGGAAUAACAGCCUAGUACAUCCCAUGGAAACUCAGCUUAGGAAGGCAUCUGACACUCAACCGACUGAGCCACCUGGCGCCCCUGAAGCAUUUCUUAAUUCUCGAAAAGCUGGUAAAGAAAAAGAUGGCACAAAAAGAAAAUCUUUAUCUGACAGUGAAUCUGAUGAUAGCAAGUCAAAGGAGAAAAGAGAUGGUGCUGAGAAACGCAGAGCCUUUACCAGAGGUCUUGAUCCUGAACGAAUAAUUGGUGCCACAUACAGCAGUGCAGAAUUAAUGUUCCUCAUGAAACGGAAAGAUUUAGAUGACGCCCACUCGGUGCUGGCAAAAGAGGCAAAUAUGAAGUGUCCUCAAAUUGUAAUUGCUUUUUAUGAAGAGAAACUAACUUGGCAUUCUUAUCCAGAAGAUGAAGCUCGGUAAUUGUUUCCAUUGC
Molecule: messenger RNA, 472 nt
Organism: Neofelis nebulosa (Clouded leopard)
Lineage: Eukaryota; Metazoa; Chordata; Mammalia; Carnivora; Felidae
Product: chromobox protein homolog 3-like
Exons: 2
Coding region: 1-459 (152 amino acids)
Biological process (GO): negative regulation of transcription by RNA polymerase II; chromatin organization
Cellular component (GO): nucleus; pericentric heterochromatin
Molecular function (GO): chromatin binding
Source: RefSeq, a predicted model, not a curated record